Messenger RNA from Vigna umbellata (rice bean), 955 nucleotides. Lineage: Eukaryota; Viridiplantae; Streptophyta; Magnoliopsida; Fabales; Fabaceae. The record is from RefSeq and is a predicted model, not a curated record.
GUUUCUCUUUUUCUUUGUGUUUUUCUUCUCACAGACUAGUCUAGUCAUCCUUGGACGUUAUACAGACGAAAUAACCCACAGCCACUCCUACAAUAACCCCUUCUUCCCUCUCUCCCUCUUCAGAACAAGGAGAUAAACAAGGAAGUGUAAGGUGUAGAAACAUGGUUGGAAAGUUGAAGCUUGCGUUAUUUAUGUUAGUCUCUCUUCUUCUCACAUCCUCAGUACAGUCACAGACAUGCAUGAACCACACCUUCACAGACAACAAGGUCUUCACCUCAUGCCGCGAUCUUCCCCACUUAACCUCGUACCUUCACUGGACCUACGACCAGGCCACAGCCAAGUUGGACAUGGCAUUCAGACACGCCGGAAUCAACGCUUCGGAUAGGUGGGUUGCAUGGGCCAUCAAUCCCAACAACAACCUCGAUUCGGCUAUGGUUGGAGCACAGGCUCUGGUGGCUAUCUCAGAAUCCGGUGGUGCCCCAAGAGCAUACACUUGUUCCGUCCAAGGUUACUCAACCCAGUUGGCAGAGGGAAACAUCUCUUAUCCUCACUCUGGCCUCACGGCUACCCGUCAGAACAGUGAGAUCACCAUCUAUGCCACCCUCACUCUUCCAAACGGCACCACCAAUUUGGUCCACCUUUGGCAAGAUGGUCCUCUUUCUGCUUCUAUUCCUUCACAGCAUCAACUUGCAACUUCUAACCUCCAAGCCAAGGAAAUCUUGGAUCUUCUCUAGUUCAAUGCAGCCAAGAUCAAGUGGGAAGUAUAUAUUCACUUAGAACAAAGAAUAAAUUAAUGCAAAUAAACAGACACCCAUACAUUUUGUUCCUUUCCUUCUGCAGAAUAAUAACGAUGAUACAUCCCUCGUGCAGCCAGAAUCUAUAACCCAUGAGGAAGUGGACGUUUUUCAUUUUUCUUUUGUAUGAUUCAAUAUAUAGUUACAUUUAUAAGACUAUA